Messenger RNA from Cottoperca gobio, 2386 nucleotides. It is a transcript of the gene chrnb4, whose product is annotated as cholinergic receptor, nicotinic, beta 4 (neuronal). Gene Ontology annotation, biological process: monoatomic ion transmembrane transport. Gene Ontology annotation, cellular component: postsynaptic membrane. The transcript is spliced from 6 exons. Gene Ontology annotation, molecular function: acetylcholine-gated monoatomic cation-selective channel activity; transmembrane signaling receptor activity. Lineage: Eukaryota; Metazoa; Chordata; Actinopteri; Perciformes; Bovichtidae. The record is from RefSeq and is a predicted model, not a curated record. Bases 206 to 1774 code for a protein of 522 amino acids.
GGAUUGCUGUAAAGUAACCACACGACGGAGCAACACAUAUUGCCAUUCGUUAAUUAUCUCUUGUUCAGGCAUCAGCACAGUGCUGGUUAAGUGUCCAAACCGUGCGCGCGUAUUAUUCCGGCAUGUCCGAGAGCAAGAGCGCUGAAAACCGCAGCUUUGAGGCUUCAUCCCCGAUAACUCCAGCGGAUCAGAUGGUGCCGAAAAAAUGACUUCGGCUCUUUUCAUCCUCGCUUACUUUUUCUCUUUGCUUCACUGUAGCAGCUGUGCUGACUCAGAGGAGCGUCUCAUGAACUGGUUGCUGGGUAAGGAUCGCUACAACCUGCUAAUCCGCCCGGCUGUCAACAGGACCGAGAGAGUCCCAGUGAAGCUGCAAGUGUCUCUGGCUCAGCUUAUCAGUGUAAAUGAAAGAGAACAGAUCAUGACCACAAAUGUCUGGCUCACUCAGCACUGGGUGGAUUACAGGUUAUCAUGGGACCCUGCAAAGUACGAAGGUAUCGACAAGCUGCGCAUUCCCUCCAGACACAUCUGGCUCCCAGAUAUUGUCCUGUACAACAACGCUGAUGGUACCUAUGAGGUAACAGUCUUUACCAAUGCCAUUGUCCUUUUCAAUGGCAGCAUCAACUGGCUUCCUCCGGCCAUCUACAAAAGCGCCUGUAAGAUCGAGGUCAAGCAUUUCCCCUUCGACCAGCAGAACUGCACCCUCAAGUUCCGCUCUUGGACGUACGACCACACGGAGAUUGACCUGAUCCUGAAGUCUGAGGUGGCUAGUAUGGAUGAUUUUACGCCCAGUGGGGAGUGGGAUAUCCUGGCGCUGCCAGGCAGAAGGACUGUCAACCCUCUGGAUCCCACCUAUGUGGACCUCACGUAUGACUUCAUCAUCAAGAGGAAGCCCCUUUUCUACACCAUAAACCUCAUCAUUCCUUGUAUUUUGAUCACCUCUCUGGCCAUCCUGGUCUUCUACUUACCCUCAGACUGCGGGGAGAAGAUGACCCUCUGCAUCUCCGUGCUCUUGGCUCUCACUGUGUUCUUGCUUUUAAUCUCAAAGAUUGUUCCUCCCACCUCACUGGAUGUGCCCCUGAUCGGCAAGUACCUGAUGUUCACCAUGGUGCUCGUGACCUUCUCCAUCAUCACCAGUGUGUGCGUGCUCAACGUCCACCACCGCUCUCCCAGCACCCACACCAUGCCUUCCUGGGUCAAGCUGAUAUUUCUUGUUAAACUGCCUGCCUUACUCUUCAUGAGACGCCCUCAAAAUAACUCUGCACGCCAGAGACUUCGCCAACAGCGGUGUCUACGGGGGAGGAGAUCCAUUUUGGGCUUGGGUUACCCAGUCAUAGCCCAAACAGGUAUCACCAUGUCGUCUUCUGCCCUGCUGUCUUCCGACUCUGCCUUCUCCACCCCAGGACACAAAAAUGUAGCUCCUCCGCUGGGCUACAGCAACUCCAACAGGAAGGGGGACUUUCGCUCGACUGAUUACCUUCCCAGUGGUUUCACUUCUACCCAAGACUUCCAGCAGAGACGCAGGUCAGAUUGGGCUGCUGAUGUCCAUGAGGCGGUGAACGGGGUGCGCUUUGUGGCUGAGCACCUGAUGGGAGAUGAUGAUGAUCAGAGUGUAAUAGAGGACUGGAAGUAUGUGGCUAUGGUGGUGGAUCGUAUGUUCCUGUGGAUCUUUGUGAUAGUGUGUGUGGUGGGCACCCUGGGCUUAUUUCUCCAGCCUGUCUUCCAGACUCAGAUUGUUCCCAACCAACAGCCCAGCUCAGAGGCUCCUCGCAUAUGAUGAGCAACAACGAAUACAGGGCCAGUUUUAUUUUAACAAUUUUAUUUUUUUCAGCAAUCAAGCUCAUUCUUAUGAGCUGAGGCAGCCAUGUUGUAGUUGCAAAGUAUUUUUUGGUGUUUGCUUAAAGCUUGUAGUACCAUAUUGGUGGUGUCCAAAAGUGGUUACAGCAACGUUAUCUGUGCCAAACCCCACCAAUAAGGCACCUGAGAGGCUUAAACCAGACACAACGUACUUACAACCACUCAUUGAGUACAUUAGUGGAACAGACAUGAUCUUUGUCAGAGAUGGAAUUGGAUCAAAUGUCUCCUAAUAAUGAAAACCACAUGGUCCACAUCAAUAACACACUGUAGAGCCCCCAAUAUGACGUGGAAGUGGUACAUCUGCAGGGGAUCUAAUGUGGCAUCAUUGUACGGAGGUCUUCAAGUAUGCUGAGCUGUUACAGAAAUAUAUUCAAAUCAUGAGAAAUUAUCAACAUCUGUCUACUUUACUCUGUUUUACUCCUUAUUUGUGUUUAAGUUAUAUUCCCAUGUCAUUAGAAUGUGACGUGUGAUUAAAGAAUGAAUAAUGUGCUCUUUCAGUUUGAUUAAAUGUAAGAAAUCUCCAAUAAAGUAC